UUCCUGCGCAUGCGCCCAAACCUUAAGGAAAUCAUGGCGAUGAUGGUGCAAACCGCUAACAGUUGACAGAAAUAGUAAAUAUGGCUUUAUCUAAUGAGGGGUUUAUGUUCGGGAGAUUUGAUGAUCUGAGCCCGGACGAACAGUAUAGGAUCUACAAGAUACUUCAUAGACAAAAAGGAGAGCCAGGAAGUAGAGUAGAGUUUCCAUGGGAUAAAGAAGAAGAUGAAGUAUCAGGGGCAGUUGGAGGUAAAUAUAAAUGUACAACCCUGCAAGAAAAGAACUUGGCAGUUACUGGUUUAGAAUUUGGAUUCCAAGGUGACACAAAUGAGGGUGUGCAAUUUAGUUUUAUGUCAGGGGAUUCCCUGAUGAUUCAGUCAGGAAACUUUGAAGGAGGCAUGUAUAACCCUGUCAAUGUGGAUCAACCAGUUCCAACAAAUGCAGAUCAGUUUCAGGGUCAGUUUAUGGUUCCUGGCAGUGGAGCCUACCCUGAACCUGGCAGUAAUCAAUUCAUGUCCGAAAACAUGAAACCAGCCAUGGAAAGGAUCCAGUAUAAUGAAUUUAGCCAAUUUAACAAUCAGAUGGAAUCGGCUGAUGAGCGUUCUGGACUUAACUCUAAGUUACAGGCAAGUAUGAAACCAUAUGAAAGAAGGAAUAAAAAGAAGAGACCUCCAGGUUAUUAUAAACAGUCUGAUUCCUCAGUUCCCCAACAAAAUUCCAAUGACUUUGCCCCCAUGCAGCCCGAUCUCACUCAGCCCCCUCCCAAUUUUCAUCCAGAUAUGCAUUAUAAUAUGCCACCUCCUGGACUCGUUCCCAAUCAGUAUACAGUAAAUAAUCAGUAUAGUGAAGUUAACCGGGAAAAUGUUGCAAACUUUCCUGCUGGAAUACCAGUGGCAUACCAAGGUGCUCCCACACCAACUGGUGCUGGUAACAUGGUCGUUGAUAAUGAUAAUGUUAAAAAUAAUCAAAGACAAGAAAUGGGGGAUCUUUAUGAAGUUGUGAUUGAUUCUGGCGCCCCACAGAAUAGUGCAAACAUUCCAGCUAGACCUGAAACAUAUCAAAUUCAAGACCAUGAACGGACUAACUCCCAGAGUAGUGUAGAUAAUGUUAAUCAAAGUAGUUCAAAUGUUUGCGAGUUUAUUCCAAACACAAAUGUUGCAAUUGAAAAUAGAAUGUCACAAUUAAACGUACAAAGCUCUGGCGUUGCCAAGCCAACGCGAGUGGAUGUGUCAAUAAAAGAUGCCCAAGUUAUUGAUGAACCUAGUCAUAUGCCAUUAAACACUGUGCAAAUAAGUCAAGAAAAACAAGUAAUUGACAUCAAUACUAAAGAGGCAAAUGAUGCAAAUGAUUCAAAAUAUUCGGAUAACGCUGCUGAGUUUAUGGAUGAUUCAAAAAUGAAAUCAGAUUCGGAAAUUAAAGAUGAACCUGUUGUUAGUACAGAACCAUCUGUUGAACCAGAGACCAGCGCAGUGAAAAAUCCUGAGCCAGUGAUUCAGGAACCUGUGAAAACAGCAAAACCCGUGUCUUGGGCUGGUUUAUUUAAAUCAAACAAUUCGAAUGUGACCACACCUGAAGCUCCUAUGUCUUAUAGAAGUUCAGGUGGGGAUAACUCUAGUGUUGGUGCUGAUAGUGAGCAGAGAAGUGAAAAGGAGUUAUCUCCCAUGCCUGUGCCAGCCAGCGAAGAUAGUGCAGCAAAAGAACUAGGAGAGCAUUUAUCAAAGAUGGUCAUCAGUCACGCAUCGGUAUCGUUGCAGCCCAGAGGUCUUGUUAACCGAGCAAAUUGGUGCUAUAUUAAUGGAACAUUACAAGCUCUCGUAGCAUGCCCUCCAUUCUAUAAUUUACUGAAGAAGUUACCACGGUACCCAGCACUGUCACGAGGUCCUUCCUCUACACCUAUACUUGAUGCAUUGGUUGAGUUUGUACACGAGUUCAUGCCAAUGUCAAGAAACUUUGAAAAGGGACAUAAAGGUGUAAGAGAUAUAACACCUGGACAACCAUUUGAACCUGCAUAUGUCUACAAGAUGCUUCAAGCCAUAGCUGUCAACCCACACUUUAAGCUGGGAAAACAAGAAGAUGCUGAGGAGUUUUUGAGCUGUAUAUUAGAUGGUAUGCAUGAAGAAAUGUCUGCUGCUGUCAACCUGAACUCUAACAAUAUUGACGGUAAUGGAAAUGAAACUGUCGAGUCCGAGGAUGGUUAUGUGAAUGGUUACAUUCAUGCUGAAGGUGAAGAGCUUGAAGGGGAACCAGAGGACAGCUGGGAACAAGUUGGACCCAAGAAAAAAUCCGUUCUUACAAGAAGGGCAAACUUUGCAAAGACCCCUAUAGCAGAUAUAUUUGCUGGUUUGGUUCGGUCAGCUGUGUACAAGUCCUCAUCAAAGGAAACGGCAACCUUAGAACCUUUCUUUACAUUGCAAUUAGAUAUACAGUCUGAAAAGGUAUGGACUGUGAAGGAUGCCCUUGAAGGCCUUGUCAGUAAAGAACAAAUCAGUGGGUACACAUGUUCGAAAACAAAUUCAGAGGUGGAGGUAAUGAAGAAAUUAAGUUUGGAGGAACUGCCACCUGUACUUAUUCUACACCUGAAAUGUUUUGUCUACAACAAAGAUGGUGGUUCACAGAAACUUAUGAAGAAAGUGGACUAUGGUAUUGAAUUAGAAAUCACAAAAGAUUUACUGUCUCCUAGUGCACGCAGCAAACUUACUGUAAAUCAAAGAUCUUACAAAUUAUUUGCAGUUGUCUACCAUCAUGGGAAGAAAGCAACAGGUGGACACUACACUACAAACGUAUUCCAUCCCGGAAUCAACGGAUGGGUGAACAGCGACGACAGUCAAGUGAAGACAGUAACGGCACUCUCGGUUCUGAAAUAUUCACCCCCUCGAGUACCGUACUUGCUGUAUUACAGGAGACUGGAUAGCCACUAGUGCUGUACAUGAGAGGGUUAUUGUGAAAUGAGAGGUUAUUAUGAAAUGAGAGGUUUUCUACAGAGAGAGGUUUAUUAUGUAAUUUAAACAAUGGUUUAUAGCCUUUCUGAGCAAUUGAAUUCAGAAGGCUUGUUAGUUCAGUGAUAUGACACAAUGAUUUAUUCUGUGUAUAACAAUGAUGUAAAGUGUUUGUUAUAUUUGUAUAGUUUUGUGAUAUACAACAAUGGAUUAUUGACAAUUUAACGAUAGUCUGCCUUUGUGAACAUUAUGUACACUUAACUCUUAAAGGUUGAUCGUGAAAAGUGUUAGAUAGCAAUGGUUUAUUUCGUAAUAUUAAUAAUGAAGAUUUGCUUUUGAAGUUAUUUGAUUUACUAUAUUACAAACUACAAAGGUUUGACAGUGCGCAGUAGUUGGUUUAUUAUUCCAUAUUUGCUUACAAUGUUUGAUAAAUAUUGCAAGUAGAUGGUGAUUAGAUAUUAUAUAGGCUUAAUAGUAUGCCGUGAUAUAUAUGUAUAACCAAUGGUUUGUACUGUAUUAAAACAACGGUGCCUCGUUCGUCAUGGAUUUGAAAGACACUUGUGAAUAGGUAUUGCGGAUUAUUAUUUAAUUAUAAACAAUGAAAUAUUCCUGACAAUAGGAUAUUGUAUAGAAAAAUAGAUAUGUUGUACAUAUGCUAUGUAGGGAAUGGAACUGGAUGGAGUUAAUGACAAACAAUACAUGUAUAAUGAAGACAGUAGUGGACUAAUUUGGUGCAUCAGGCUGGAUUUUGAAUUCUAGUGAAAUACCUAGGAAGAUCUUAAAAGUACAAGGAAGAAAAAUAACAAUAUGUUUACAUGUACUUUAUAAUAUCCCAUAAAAAUUGUCUUGUAGAAUAUAUUUAAUGGUACUUUUUAAAGGUUUCAAUUAAUUGUGUUGCUUUAAUGUCUUCUUAUAAUUGUUGAAAGGGUUUCAUUCUUUAAGGGGAAAAAUUCAAGGAUGCUAUUGUUAUUUUGUACGGAGCCAAAAAUUUGAAAACUUUCAAGUUUUAGCAAAUUACUGUGUCUGUUCACAUAAUUUUCAGGAUGCUUGAAUUAGAUCUUCAUGAGAAAAAUUCAGUUAUGAAAAGUUCAAUUAACUAAGAUAUCUGUAAAAAAAAAAUUUGAGCAUGCAUUAACAAGAUCUUAAUGAGAAAGUUUUAAUUAUGGUAAGUGAAAAAAAAAAACUGAGAUAUUUUUAUUGAACACCUAUGAAAUAUUCCACCACUUAUACCUAUCACAUUAUUGACUAAUAUGGAGGAAAGAUAAUACUUGAAUCUACGACUAUGAUGUUAAUCUUCUUGUAAACUGCCAUUAUUUCACUUCGGAUAUAUUUAUAUUACAUUCUAUAUAUUUAAACAAAAGCUACGGGUUUUGCUUAAAAAACUUUUUGUGUAGUCUUAAUUGCAUUGUGUUUACUUUUUUGUCACCUAUGCUUGUUUUGUAUGAUUUUGGUCUUUAAAUUUUCAUUAUUUUGUGUCCUGUCGCAGAAAGAAUUUAUAAGAAAUCCAUACACUGUUUUACAUUUAAAAAGAAAGAAAGAAACAUUUUGAACUAGGUGUAAUGUUUUAGCACCUCUAUUGUUAAUAAUGGCAUGUUCAUUGUAUCAGAAUUGAGUAAAGCAAAUUGUGUACAUCUAAAAUUAGGGUGGAACUGUCAAAAUUGGAAGUCUGGCAAGUAUAUUUGUCAAAGUUCAUCGAGGAAAUCGAACAUUGGAUAGUGAAGUGAAAAGCUUUAUUACUAACUUUGGUUAUAAAAUUGUAGAAUGUUGUUGUAUAUUUUAUGAAAUUAUUUAAUCUACAUUGAUCUAUCACUCAGACAAUUUCUACACACUUUAACUGAUAUUAUUGACAGUUUAUCUGAUUAUUGAUAACAGUGAACACUGCAGCUUUAGAUUUAACUUGUAAUGCUUUUGUCAUCACAAAAGUUAUUAAAACCCCAUGGGAGUGCAGCCAUCAACACUAGAUUUGACAGAGUAUGAAUAUCAAUUUAAAAUUUGAGACAUUUCAUUUUGAAUUUUUCCAGUAGGGAAUUUAAUGUUUAUGUAUAUGCCAUUUAUUAUGUUUCUUGCAGUAAAAAUAUCGGUGAAAACAGAAUGAUGCUUGCAAUAGAAUAAAAUCUUGUCAUAAAGUUGAUAUAUACCUUGAACUGUGAAGACAAGUUUCAAUUUUAAUUAGACAUAGCUUUAGCAUUAAUUUUAUUGGCUAUUUCACUUUAAUUCUUUUUUUCCUUUGCAAAAGUGAAAAAAAGCACACACAAAAACAAAGGGAGUUAACUGGGCAAGAAAUAAAAUUGUUCAGAUAUUGUGUAUGUGAAGUAUUGGACGGUAUGUUUAAGUUAGAGAUAUUUUUGAUAUUUUAACUGUUAUAUGUUAAAACAGUGCCCGUUCUCCUAUAUACUGUUAUACAGUAGGACAUGUGUGUACUAUAAAAUUGAUAAAUAUUAUGAUGUACAUUAUUUAUUGUAUAUAACUAUUAUUUUGCCCUUAUGGAAAUAUAUAUCAUUUAAUUGACCCCCGUUUUCUGCAUUUAUGUUAAAAGACUUGCAGCAGUGGUAACACUGCUAAAAUGAACUCUAUAUAACUUAACAAGGUCAAAUUAUUUCUUUGAUUAAAAUGACUGUUAUGAUUUGUUUUUGUGUGUUUGUGAAAGAAAAGUAUACAUGUGAAGAAAAGGAAAAAAUGAAUUUUUUUCAUGCAUUGGUGCAGAAAAAUGAAUAGCUGAUAGUAAUUGUAUGUGUGCACAUGUCCGUAUGUUUGUCUCUAGACCUCACCUCGACUCUUUUAACUUAUUCGAUUACAGUUUAACUUGACAAGAAUAUUUAAGAAUAGACCUUGUACAUAUCCCUUAUUUGGUUCUGUUGUGAGUUAUAGCCCUUUGUUUAAAAUCUUAUCAGCACUGAUUUUCAGCAGCAUAUGGUAGUUCAUUUUUUUCAGGUAUUGUAUCUGAAUAUGUUUAUAUUUUUGUUUUUGUUUUGUGUAUUUUUUAUUAGCAUUUGUUGGAAUGUUUUCCCCCUUCUCUCCCCCCACACUUUGGUCUCUUGGGUUUUGUAUUGAUGAUGUUAAAUGUAAUACACUGUAUUGAAUAAGCAGGUGUUAAUACACACCUGUGAUCUUGAAGACUACUUUAGCCUAUUUAUAUAUUUAACAGUUUCAUAUGGUGUCUCCUAAGGAGUCCUUACAAGUAGGAAUACUAGACAAAUUCACGGAUGUUAGUACAAAAUGUUCCUUUUAUUCUUGCAGUGUGUUUUAUAUCGCUUAAAGUUGUAGUAGAUUGCUGGGCUAAUUAUUCAAAAUGACAACACCUUGAUAAUGGGAUAAUGGACUUCAGUCACUUAAUUAAACAUUUGAUUUUGAACUUGUUCAUCUUGUCUGGAAAGAGGUAGGAAGUAUAAAAUGAAGAAAGGUUUUUGGUCUGCACUCUGGUGCUUGCUGUUGCAUUCAAUAACUUGUCAAUCUUUUAUAUUUGUGGGCAUAUAACAAUUAUGAUACUGGAUUUACUUUAAAUAUGAUAUAAUAUAUAAUAAAGAUUUAUCACGGUUAAAGACACUUUAUGCCUAAUAAUGCUAUUAUAGUAUCCUGUUACAGUUUCCAAAACAUAAUGCAUUGACCAUAAAGCCGUGGCAUCUUCUGCAUUUUUGCAAUUAGUACAGUUAUAAUGAUUUUAAGCAUUUUGUAUAUAGGCCAAAUUACUACUUUGUUAACAUUUUGCUAUCUUUAUUGCAAAUAUUUUCACCUUCAAAUAUAAUUUCUUCUGAUGAUAAGCAACAUGCUUUUAAUCCAACAUUACAACAUUAUAUAAUACAUAUUUGCCCUUUCUGCAUCACUUCUGAGGCUUAAUGUGCCUUUAAUUUCCAUUGUAUAAAGUACUUAAAAAAUCUAUACAAAUAUUUUUGUGUCAGACCUGAUUUUGUGUGCCAGUGGAGAAAAUGUUAAAUACAUAAAAGUAUAAAUAAUUUGAUAGUUUUAUGCAGAAUACAGAAAAAAAUUGCAAUGGCUUGGCAUUAAAGUUAGAAUUCCUAUAAAGCAAAAUCUAAUGCAGUUAAUGAUUACAAAUUUUAUAAACUAGAUAACAUUUCUUUUACUAGUAUGUCUCACUGGUUAAACUUGAUUUAUAUCAGUUCUAUAUCCUUGUUUCUUUUGCUUUGCCUUUCAUAGUUUAGAUAAUAUUUAAAUGUUAACAUUAAUUUAUUACCUCUUAAUUAAAAACUAUUUAUAGCAGUGGCGAUAAUAGCCUGAUUAUGGAACGUCAGUGGUUCUAGUCAGGUGCCUGCUUGUUCCAGACAUAAUGGAGGGGGGGACACCUGAGGUCUUCUUUCCCCAGUAUAUCUGGAAAGUCGCCUAGUGACCAUUACAGUGUUGGUGUGACUUGAAACACAAGAAUUACAACAAUAGUGGCAGUAAUGUCUUCACAAUACAGCAUGAUCAGUCGUGAAGGUUAAAGCAUCUCGUUCAGCAUCUUGAUAAUGAAAUCCCUGAAAUUUGAAAUAGACCAGUCCAAUUUCAAAGUCAUUUCAAACAUUUAUGUGUUAUAAAUAAUCAUCAAUCAUUACAUGUAUCUAGAAUAAAAUUUUGUUGUUAACUGGUUAACUUUUAAAUGAUCACCAAUAGCUAGAUAUAUGCAGAAUCAAUUUUAUUGUUGUCUGGUUGACUUAAAAUGAUCAUCAAUAAUUAAGAGGUAUCCUGCAUAGAAAUGAUCACCAGUUUAGAAUAAAAAAAUAUGGUUGAAUGGUUAACUUAGAAAUAAUCAUCAGUAAUUUGACAUAAAAAAAAAAAUUAUUGACUGGUUAACUAUCAUUUUUGUAAUUAGACCUAUUCGGAAUAAAUUUUGUUGAUUCCAUGCUAAUUCGAAAAUGAUAAUCAAUUAUAUGAUUUAUCAAGAAUAAAAAUGCUGACUGGUUAACUUAGAAAUGAUCCUUUGGUGUAUCCAGAAUUGAAUGUUGUUGAUUUACUACCUUCUAACAGAAAUAAUGUAGUUAAUCUGGUGUCCUGUUUAUCAAUUAAUGUUAAAUUUUGUGAGUGAUAUCAAUUGAAAAAUGUUUCAAGAAUAUUGAUAACAAAUGCUUUUGUUAAUAUGCUAUUUCAGAUACUUGAAUAAAUUGUAUAAACCCCAUUA
Messenger RNA from Ruditapes philippinarum (Manila clam), 8043 nucleotides. Its product is annotated as ubiquitin carboxyl-terminal hydrolase 10-like. The transcript has 15 exons. Gene Ontology annotation, molecular function: cysteine-type endopeptidase activity; cysteine-type deubiquitinase activity. Gene Ontology annotation, biological process: regulation of autophagy; DNA damage response, signal transduction by p53 class mediator; protein deubiquitination. The coding region runs from base 81 to 2915 and encodes 944 amino acids. The record is from RefSeq and is a predicted model, not a curated record. Gene Ontology annotation, cellular component: nucleus; cytosol. NCBI's taxonomy places the organism in Eukaryota, Metazoa, Mollusca, Bivalvia, Venerida, Veneridae.